CGUUGUUUAAACGAUGGCGGCGGUGGGUCGGUCUGUGGUGCGGAGCGGGCUCCUUCAGUGGAUUUUGUUGCUGACAACCGUUCGGGGUCGGAUCCAUCACCUGAUCCUGAAGGAUGAUGUGAGACAAAAGGUCCAUUUAAACACAUUUGGUUUCUUCAAGAAUGGAAAUAUGUCUGUGGAAAUGACCAGCUUGACUCCAAAGGAGUUUGAUUUCAAACUUGUUGAUAAUGCUGCACUGGGGCUAAGUUUGGACCGAACCAAGAAUGAUGGUUUCUCAUCCUAUCUGGAAGAUGAUAUUGAUUUUUGCUUUUUGAAGAAAAAACCACCCACUGAUACACCUGUCACACUUUUCCUUUUUGACUUCCAAACUCAACAUAUUACAGUUCUGACAUCAGGCAGCAAUCAGCCACCAGUCAGUGAUGUUGGGACCUCAGGAAGACCGCUAUCAAAGGGCAAAUUCAGCAAAACAAAUGGGAAUACCCAGGGAAAGGUGAACGUGAGUGAAACAGCAGGCCAGCCUGUGGAAUUGCAAAAAGAAAAACCAAAAUCUCUGGAUAAUGCUGUUGAACUAAAGGCUGCAACGGAAACCAUUUCACUGCGGAAAAAUAAUGCAUCCUAUUCAUUCAUGUUCUCAUUUACCAUCAAUACUGAUGAAGAACAAGGACUUUAUAGUCUUUACUUCCACAACUGCUACAGUGACAAAACAGCAUCUCUUCAGUCUUUUAAAUUUGACAUGGAUAUUACGAUAGUAGAAUACAACCCUGGCAGCUACUUGUCUGCAGGGGAGAUCCCACUCCCCAAACUCUACAUCUCCAUGGCUUUCUUCUUCUUCUUGGCUGGAGUUCUAUGGGUUUAUAUUCUCCGAAAACGCAGCAAUGACGUGUUUAAGAUCCAUUGGCUGAUGGGAGCACUUGCAUUUACAAAGUCCCUUUCAUUGGUUUUCCAUGCAAUUGACUAUCACUUUAUUUCCACUCAGGGAUACCCCAUUGAAGGUUGGGCUGUGGUGUACUACAUAACACAUUUGUUGAAAGGUGCCCUGUUGUUCAUUACGAUUGCACUGAUAGGAACUGGCUGGGCCUUUGUUAAACACAUCCUCUCAGACAAAGACAAGAAAAUCUUUAUGAUAGUUAUUCCACUCCAGGUGCUUGCUAAUGUUGCUUACAUUAUAAUCGAAUCUACAGAAGAAGGGACAACUGAAUAUGGACUGUGGAAGGAGAUCCUCUUCCUUGUUGACCUCCUGUGUUGUGGUGCUAUCUUAUUCCCUGUGGUGUGGUCAAUUAGACAUUUGCAAGAGGUGUCAGCAACAGACGGAAAAGCUGCAGUUAACUUGGCAAAACUGAAGCUCUUCAGACAUUACUAUGUUAUGAUUGUGUGUUAUAUUUAUUUUACGCGAAUCAUUGCAAUCCUGAUCAAAAUCAUCGUACCUUUCCAGUGGAAAUGGCUAUAUCAGUUCCUAGAUGAACUCGCCACACUUGUAUUUUUCUGUUUGACGGGAUACAAGUUUCGACCAGCUUCAGAUAAUCCCUACCUCCAACUGUCUCAGAAUGAGGAGGAUGUCGAGAUGGAUGAAGUAGUGACUAUGAUUGGAAUGAUGGAAGGAGUGAAAAAAGUUAACCAGUCAUCGAAUGGCUCCACAGAACAGAGGAGAACUGGACCGAGUGGCAUGAUAGGCCUCGGAGUGUAAUCUUAUCAUCCUCCCCACUUCGUUCUGUAUGGAAUAUGCACCAAAAGCACUUGAUUCAGGGUUUAAGGAUGAGCUUCUGCACAAAAUGAUAUACAGUAUAUUGUUAAGAAAGAAAUCAUAUUCCUGCAAAAUAUUUGCUUUUAUUCAAUCGGCUGGUGCACAAUUUGCUGCUGGUGCCAAUUAUCCUUGCCCUGUAAGCCAGUUUAGCACUCUCAGACCUAAAGGCAGUUUCCAGGUUAUGAGACUUUCAUGCUUGCUUAAUUAAUUUUGGAUGUGAGUUUCCUCGGAUUCACAGAGUUGGUAGUAAAUCUGUUGAUUUUUACAAGCUUUCACCAUUGUCCUACAGGCAAUUUAAGACUGAAGGCUCAUCUCUUUUAUAACUCUGUGGUUAUCAAUACAAGCUUCAGGCUGCAGAACUUCAGUUGAACUUUAUGCUAAAUAUAAUUCUGCUGAGCCAAUUACACUGCACAGAAUGAGUUAAAUUAACAGCGCGUCAUUGCCUGCAAGAGAAGGAAGGAUGAGUCAUGUGAUAAAUCUCGAGUUCAGCACGAGUUUACCUUUCCUCUCAGGUAAAAGAAGGGAUUGUGCAGCCCCCAGCCUGUUAAAUGAAAAUUUUAUUUUUAAUUUUGAGCUCCACCAAGUAGUCCAUUGUAAUUUUUUUUUUAAAAAUUAACUGAUUCACAAUCAAGGAUACUAAUCAAGAAGUUCCCAGAUUGAAGAUGUAAUUGAUUAUUUCCCCAGCUGAUUCAUGGUCUAUAUUUUCUGUCUGGUGUGAUAGUGACUCAAAUGCACCAUGGAUGGUCUGUACAUUUUUAGCUCAUCUCACCCAGAGCUAUAGUUGCCCAUGUGAAAGUUGGCCCAGCAGCACACAUGAUCUGGGAAGAAAGUGGGAGAUGAUAUAGCUAGGAUUUCUAACCCUUACUAAUCCAAUGUUUCCAAAUGGAAAGAGUGUGUAUGUGGAUUUCACUGGUAAAAAUGGUCACAUGCAAGGUAUCAUAGACAACCACCAUUAUGAAACUCCAAUGCCAGUACAAAGAUUCCUUUGAGAAGAGAAAAUAUUUGUUAGAACAAUACUAUAGUUGGAACUAAUAUUCCCACCUUUGUAAAAUAGUCAGAUGAGUGAAUAUUCAAUAGAUGAUUCAUUCUCCAGAAACUUAAGGAAAGAUAGUCUAAAUUAAUGUUUAUUCUAAAAGAAAAUCUUUUGUUAGUUUCUUCUGCAAAUUGAAUUUCCUGCAGUUUGUGACUCAGAUUCCCCACUCCUUAAAGUACUUGGCUGAUUUGUUGGUGUAACUGUGCAGUCCUUGGAUUAACAAGCAGUGUGUAGGAGUAACAUCGUGAGGCAUGGAUGUCACAAAUAUGCUGUAGAAAGUGGAGUGGGCUCAUUACAUCCCAUCAUUUGAGAACCGCUGAGGUACAAGGAGUACCAUCUCUAAAAGCUUUAUCACUCACAUGGUGCAAGCCUUGUGUUUACAGGCUACAAAUUUAAGGUUAGGAUUGAUGCUUUGGUACUAACCAAUUCAUGUUGUGUUUUUAAUAUUUCCAUUUGCAUAAUUUUAUCCUCUUCUGCAAAGACUUUAAAGCUAGUUGCACCACUUUCUCCCAUCCUUCUUGCCAGUGCACAGCAGCAAUAGUUCCUUUAUGAUUUAAUCAAUCUCUUUUGGCUUUAAAGUUUGUACCAACUUCUCCUUUACCUCACAAUGUCUGGAUGGUGCAGCAGAUGUCAGAAACUUGCUUCCUUUGAUUGGAGAAAGCAGGAUUGACACCAACUGUUACCACUCUAUGUUGUAGCACAUCAAUACAUGGAUAUGUUUAGCCUCUAAACUUCUCUUUCCUAAGUGAAUGCAUUGUCACAGAAUUCAUUCAGAUUAUAUUUGGCAAAGCUGCUCUUGUUCCCUACAAAGGGCACAUUACUUGUUUAUGCUUUUUUCUCUUCACCCCUCCUUCCAACUCAAACAGAUUUUGCUCUUAAUCAUUCCUGCUUAAUUAUCCAUCUGUGUUUUGCAUACAACUUAUCCCCCUCCAUCUUUGCCAUCCCUAAAAGUCUAUUGCAUUCUCACUUUCUCUGCUUUCUGUAGGCUGCCCUUUUGCAAGGUUUGACCAGUGCUGUGAUAAGGUUCCUGGUCACCUACCAUUAAUCAGCCAUCUUCAAGUGCAUGUAGACAGCAAGUUUUAAAUCUAUGAUGGGUUUGAAGGGAUAAUGCCCGGGUGUCACUAGAUCAGACAUGGUCUUGAGUACACGAUCAAAAGCAAAUGCACAAGCUGCAGCAAAGGUUUAAAAUGAGAAAAAAAUGGAUUCAGUUUCAUUGUUAUUAUCAUCUUGGAUCAGGAGAAAGCAUGAUAAUGGAAGGCAGCCUGUUGGGUGAAGGAAGAGGCAGAACUUCUUGAUUUGACAUUUGUGCUCUGAUUCUUUGGCUAUGAUUUUAUAUGUGUAUGUUGCCUAUUUUGACUUGUUGGCUCUUAAAGUACAACAUUGCAAGUAUUAUCAGGUCACUGCAUACAUUUAGUGCUAUCUUCUGAAAGAAGUGGAUCUGAUGAAGAUGAGAAUGAAACUAAACUGAAUAAGACAAAUAUAAAGCAGGUUGAAAUAUAUCCCACAAAAACACCUGCACCUCACUCCAUGCUGGUCUUGAUUUAGUUAAAAGGUCAAAAAUGAUAGAUUUGUCAGAAAAGUUAGAGAUUGUUGUAUGCGGGAGAGAAAUAACUUCUGGAACAGUGAGGGGUGAGAUCCUUGUAGGUGGUGUGGGAAAACAUACUCUCUGGUGAAUAGCUGAACUAAGGCGGAGAAUGGAGUAUUUCUCCACAAUAAUGAAAAUUGUUGUAAAAAUUGAAUAAAUUUAUCUGAUGUGGUAAAGUGUAAGAGCCACACUUAUUCUCAGUUAUUGCAGUGUGGAAAAAAAAUCAGCAGAAAUUUCUGCUGGAGCGUGUGUAUGUGCGUGUCUGCUUGUUUGUGAGUGUUUACCCAAGAUUGAUUCUGAUUUAGUACAGAAACAAAUGCAAAUGAACAAAGAAAAACAAUAACUAAGUGCUAGAAAUAUUCAGCAAGUCAGUCAGCAUCUAUGAAGAGAGAGAAAGAGUUGAUCUUAACUGUUUCUCCAUAGAUGCUGCCUGAGCACCUAAGUAUUUCCAGCACUUUCUGCUUUUGUUACUCAUUUCACAACACCUGUCUUUGCAGAAUAGACAUGCCUGUCAUCGAUGUAGCAUCAUUGAUGCUAUAGUUCCUGUCGACAUGCACUUGAAGAUUAUCCAUCAGUAACUUGCCUAGGUGGUUGACCCUGGAGCUGUGAUACAGUUCUACAAGUUAAUUCAAACCCAGCAGGAAAGAUAAGCAAACUGAGAAAGUGAGACAGGGCUAGAAAGCUGACAAGCUGCUUACAUUAAAGCAUAAAAUUAUAUACCCUUUUUGGGAAGCACAUUGAGAUAUUGAAUGACUGUUGCGUUGCUGCUUGCAGUCAUGUUAAUUUGUAAAUAUAUUUGUAAAGCAUUAAUGAUUAGAUACUCUGAUUGUAUGCUUCAGGGUUGGGUAGCAUUGAGUAGUGGAUAACCUAUUUGUAAAUGGUGUAAAUUUUACUGUUAAUAUUUAAUUUCAGUAUUGUGUUUUUUUCCCUUAUUCCCAGUUCUAAAUGUGUUACAGUAAUCCAUUGUCUUUGAUGAAAGUUUCUUUAAUUUUGACACCUGAGCUUAAUUACUUCCACACUUUUAUCUGCAUUAUUUACUGGAUUUCAAGGCAAAUCACUAUGAAUGAACUAAUUUGAAAAGUCCAUCUAGAGGAUUCUAUUGACUUCUUUUUUUAAAAAAUAAAUAGUAUUUUUUUUACUUCAUCUUACAGCUAAUUCCUGUAUACAGCAGCAUUAUAGUCAGCAUCUUCAGCUAUAAAGGGUGUGGAGGGGUGGGGAGAGAGCUUUUUCGAAUGUGUACUUCAUGGGGAAUAUCCACAUUUUUUUAAAAAAUCAUCACUUGCUACAGUUCAAUAGUAUCUAAGCCCCAUUGGUAAUUACAGAGCCUAACAAGCAAGUAGGAAGAUUUUGUUUUUGAAGAUGGUAAGAACACAGUUGAGGGCUUUGGCUAAUUCUAUUAAUCAACUGCUUCACGCUUUGUCUUGGUCUCUGAUUUUGGCCCAAAGAGAUAAGUGGGCAAGUAGGUUGAUAAAGGAGUGAAUUACAAGAUUUUGAAUGAUGUGUUCUGUGUCAGAAAUUGCUGUGGAACUUUAAGCCCCAAGGUUAAUGUGUUACUGCUGCUAUAUGAUCUUUUGUCUUUCAUGUAUUUAAUAACUUUUCAAUUAAAGUUAACAGAGAAGGUUUUUUUUGAGGGAUAAUAUUAGCAUUGAAGUGCAUGAUUGAGUUGCAUUUUUCGCAUGAUUGCAUGUCAUGAGUUUGAACCUUAAAAACAAAAGCAAGACUUAGUGACAUUGUAAGAACUCAUUUCCUAUAUUAAGUGUUUCCCUGUUGUUUUGUUAUAAGUGAUUGAAGCCACAGUUGGAGUUUUCCAUACCACAGCAGUGUUUCAAAAACAUUUUACAAGACAAAUUGGCAUUCUUCUAUAUGCAAUUUUGUAGCAUCUUGAACAUUAGGAACCUACCUCCUGGUGGUCUUCAUGACAGUUCAUUGACUGUAACCCAAAAACAACAUACUACUAUUGCUGGAAAUAUGAAAUAAAAUCAGAAAAUGUUGGAUAUACUUAGCAGAGAGAGAAACGGGCGUAAUGUUUCAGGAUGAUGACCUUCCAUAAGAACACUGAUUAAAGAUAAUUGACCUGAAACAAUGACCCAUUUUCUCUCUCCACACAUGCUACCUGACCUGUUGAGUAGUUCCAAUGUUUCAUCAUAAAUGCAACCAUGAGUAAUUGUAUAGGAAUGGCAUUUUCACAGCCUCAGUUGAAGUUAUAUCUCUCAUUGCAUCUAGCAGAACUAUGAGAUUCCAGAGAAAUAGAUUUUCAGUACCUUGGUUGUGUUCAGGAAUGAUGCAGCAAACAGGAUUUAUGAUUUUUUUUUAAGUUUCUUGAUGACUUAAUUCAUUCUAAACUGUGACAUUGCAAUGUAUCAUAAUGCACCUUUAAUGUAUCAUUGUUGUCUGUUGCAAAGAACAAUUGGAAGAAGCCACAAUUGGAAUGUCCAAAAAAUAAAUGCUCAUAAUUUGUGGGGAGAGCUCUGCUAGUCGAUCCUUCAAUGGAAUAAAAAAAAUUGUUUUCUGGGAUUACAGAUAAUAGUGAGAUUGAUUUAGCCAUGUGUCCAACAUUGUGUUUGACAUGUGGUUUUCUAGCUCAGUGCAGCAGAACUGAUUAUACUUAUAUAAGAGAUGUCGUUACAGUAUUCUGACAAAAUAUCUCCAGCAGAUGUAUUAAUCACCACAAUGUAUUGUAAAGUAUGCAAAAAGCAUUAUUAGCUGUAUUUUACUGUGAUACCUCUUAUGGUUCACACAUGAAGCAUAUGAAAUAUGUUCAGCUGGGUUCAUACAUGAAGCAUAUGAAAUAUGUUCAGCUGAGUGAACUAUCAGAAGAUUGUCUGAAUUGUAUUCCAACAAGACAAGAAGGUUUCAAGUGAAUGAAAAAGAAAAUUUUGUGGAAAACAUUGUUGCUUUCCUGCCCAUCUGUUCCAUUCCUGAGCUUCAGAAAAUCUUAGUGCAAAGAAAUGGCUGGAUGUCUGUUUGAAAAUCCGUGAUUGUUGGUAUUGUCACUUUAAUUUGAGCAUGGCAGGAGCUGGAGCAAGGUAAACAAGCAUGGGAGGAAUAAUUAACUUGGUAGCUUCAAAGCAAAAUGGAACAAAUGUUGAGAAUUAGAUCAGUUGAUAUCGCACUGGUUACAUUACAAAAUUAAAUCAUACCAUUAUGGUGCUCAGACGAAAGCAACAGGACAUUGGGUUUCUGUAUUAAAACACUAAUGCAUUUAAAAGAAAAUGUUCAGUAAAAUGGAAAAUAGUACUACUUUUAGCUUUUCUUUACCAUAUAAUCAAUCCUUUGACAUUAACUUAGAGGUACUUUCUUCUGUGGAUACCCAUUUAGAAGAAUCCUAGUGACUUAUUACACUCUUCAUUCCCAUAACAUUUUGAUAAGGAAUUGUUAUAGAAUAUAUGGGGCCAUUUGGGAAAUAGAUUGGUCUGUUCCAGUAAAGAUCUCUUGUGUUUUAAUAGUCUAGAGUAAUUGCAUACUCUAAUACCUAUAGGGAUCCUUGUGAACAUCAUUCACCCCAUUACCCUUAAAUAUUCAGUAAUCUGUUAUGCAGGGCCACAGUCCUAAGCAGUGACUAAAUUCCAGUUGCAAUGUCAGCUCAGAACUGAUUGGUUGCUAAUCAAGGCACAUAAACUUAGAAAAGCAGGUCUGUCGGGUACCACAGGGAGGGAAUAUGAGCUAUUAGUAGUCUCUAAACUCAGGGGCACUAAGUGUUAUCAAAGAAGGGUGGUGAUCAUCAUCUUUAAAACUGUUCAGUGUUGUGUGGUAACAGCACAUGGUGCACUUAGUAUUUUUACAGAAUUAUAAGAAAUGCAAAAGUAAGUAUGUUCCCUAAUUUCUUCCUGUUUGAGCCCACAAUGUGUCCCAUGUGUCAGAUCAGAAGGAAUAGGGUCACUGGAUUGUUUUCAUUACCAGUUCCAAUAUGCACUUCAAAUGUGAAGCAGCCACAGUAAAAUAUCCAUUAAAGUGGUAAAAAUGCUGCAUCCAUUGAUUUCUUGUUGGUUAAAAUUAGCAAUUUGUAAAUUGUCAUGAAAUUUCCUGCUUCCAUAUUUGCAGAUCAGUGAGAAUGACAUUUGCACUUAAUUUCACCUAACCGAUAUAUGGCAUUUUUACAUGUCCUGAAAAGAACCUUUUCACUCCCCUGAGCCCUAUCAAUUGUCUCACUCAGCAAUCUCCUUUCACCAUUGUUGGUUGGAAAAGACCUAGCAGAAUUUUCUUUGUGUUUAGUUUUUAUCACUUGUGUGUAACGUUAUUUUUGGUUUCUACCUCAAUGAUGGAUGAAUUGUCGGUUGUUUAUUUCAUUCUGGUUACAAAUGGGGUCCUCCUCUAACAUGAAAAUCUGCUGUGCCCAUAACAUUAAUUUGUUGUGUGUUAUUCGUGAUGAUUUCCUGUAGACUUCAGUGUGUUCUUCAGUCUACAAAAUUUGAAACCUGGCAUAAAACCUGGGCUGCCCAUAAAACAUGUGCUAUUUUAAAAGGGAAAAGUAAGUUUUCAAAUGUAAAACAUGGUUCAUAAGAUACUUUUGAAGAUUGCCUCCCUCCAAAUCAUUUUGAGUAGAAAAGUGGAAAACGUCUUCAUAGCAUUUUAAUAAGUUUCCUGUGCUGCCAUGAAAUAUAAAAAAUACUUUUCAAAUUAAAGCAAAUUGUAUUGAUUGCAAUCCCCAAUUAUAUUUUAGAAGUGCUGAUUCUGUUAUUGAUAACAUCAUUCAACAAUAUCGAAUCACUUUUCUCUCCCACUUGGAGAGUUGUGUCAAUAUAAAGGGCAGUCUGUUUUUUUUAGAAAAAUGGCAAAUCUGUCAUAUGUCCAAAUGAUGGUUAUAGUUCCCCACAAAUGGAUUUUGCUUGCCAGACUAUCUGACAAAUAUGACUCCAAAACAUUUCUCCAGAUGGAGAGUAGGAAGCUCGUACAGUGACCAAGGUCUGCAGCGGUUUGCCUUUAGUUGAGGAGGGCAUUUCAUAAUGUACCUUUCAUUUGAAAGGAAGGGUGGGAGGAAACGUACGUGAAGAGUACAGGAUGCUUCAUUUUUCAGGAACCAGUGGGUUUUAACCUGUUGAAUUUUUUUUUUGCUUUUCAAUACUGGAAAAUUUAAGCUAAAUGAAGGGAGGCUACCUUUACAACAAGUAUAUAAUAACAAUGAUAGAACUCCAGAGCCUGACUUAUCUCCACAACCAUGGGAUCUCAGUAAAGUUUACCAUUAAUGUAAAUCUAUUUACUUUUCUGUAAUACAAUUUCUCAUGUAAAUACUUACUGACAUUGAGCUAAUGCUAGAAUACGUCUGUAUUCACAAGCCUACUUUUUUUAAAAUGAGUGUGGGUUACGGAGAUGCUUAUUAAUUUACGGACAGUGAGAACUGUAACCAACAAAGUGUUGGCAUUUUUAAAUGUGUUUAAACUUGAUGCCAGUAUCCCUCUUCCUCCCCUUGGAACAUACCACUAGGAAUUGAAAGGGCAGAUUGGUAACAGAAGUGAACCUACAUUCUAUUGAUUCUAUUCUGAACUCAGCAAAUGAGUGGCCAAGAAUGACUCUGGCUUUGCUGUUCCUGCCUUUGAAACUACAUGACUGCUGUUCCAAGAUUUCCAAUGUGAUUGAUAUUCAGACUGCACUAACUGAAAGCAAAGUAAAUGCAUAUUGAUUAAAGCUUUGAAUGUUUGAAGUAAAAUGGUUUAGACCCUUAGUACAUCAGCAGAAUUUGCAAUGCCCAGAAAGAUUCAACAUCACACUGGAGGUAAGUAUGCAGUCAAUGUCUUGCAACCACAGCACAGUCCGUUGCUUCAUUGAAUUGAACCAUCAGUGAACAAAAGUGCAGCUGUGUCCUUUUGUCAGAUCACACUGAGACUGAGUUUUCAGACUGAGACUUACAUGAUUUAGUUUUGAGCAUUUUUAACUUGCUAAACUCUCCAUGUAGAGGGUUUUCAAAUAUGGUUUCAAAAAAUUGGGUUGAUGAGCCAAAUCAUCUGCUUGGUUACUACAAUAUCAAUGCUCAAAUCAUUUUCUUUUUAUUUCCUAAAUCAAUAUUCCAUGAUCUCAGCUUAGAUCUACUAUGGGGACUGUAGCCAAGUGAUCUCCCCAACAAGGUUGCAAAAGAAAUAAAUUGCCCACUUUCCCAGACCGUACUUCACAAAUCCUUAUGGUUUGUAGAACAAGCAAGUCAGAAAUCUUGGGACACGUAACUUCGUGGGUUAUUCACAGCAGAAUUACGUAGAGGGAGGGAAAACAAAUACUUAUGUUCCAAGGCUAUCAGCAUUAAUUAUCUGAACAGACUGCUUACUUGAGUUGAGUGUGCAAGUUUAUGAAAUACCACUUAUGGGCAGUACUGUUUUUUCCUCUGAAGCAUGUGGAAAAUAUAACGCAUUUGUUACAGUUCUGAGCUGCCUAUAAUGUCAUUUUGAAAAAACAAUGUGAGAAGUAGACCUUUGAAUCCAUGUACAGACAGUGAAUUUAUGUAUAUAACAUUUUACGAUUUUCUUUGAGGAUAAUUAGUUUUGAGAUCAACUGGCUUGAUGACGAAGUAAACGAUUCAAAUACUCAUGUAUGUUUUUAAUUUAUAAACUUGAUUUAGCAGAAUAUAGGAACGUCUAUGAAAUGUCCAAGGAGUGAAAUGUAUUUCUAGAUUGAACUAAUAAAUGUGAGUGAUUUGGAAAAUUUUGAAAAUAAAUGUGUUGUGAUUUUCUAAGCAAA
Messenger RNA from Pristis pectinata (smalltooth sawfish), 11022 nucleotides. It is a transcript of the gene gpr107, whose product is annotated as G protein-coupled receptor 107. Lineage: Eukaryota; Metazoa; Chordata; Chondrichthyes; Rhinopristiformes; Pristidae. Gene Ontology annotation, cellular component: membrane; Golgi apparatus; clathrin-coated vesicle. Gene Ontology annotation, molecular function: clathrin heavy chain binding. The transcript is spliced from 18 exons. The coding region runs from base 14 to 1684 and encodes 556 amino acids. Gene Ontology annotation, biological process: clathrin-dependent endocytosis. The record is from RefSeq and is a predicted model, not a curated record.